Messenger RNA from Punica granatum (pomegranate), 1984 nucleotides. NCBI's taxonomy places the organism in Eukaryota, Viridiplantae, Streptophyta, Magnoliopsida, Myrtales, Lythraceae. The record is from RefSeq and is a predicted model, not a curated record.
GGUUACAAUCUAAUGUGGGAAGGCUAUUCGGGGCAGAGCUUAUAUGGGAGUGGGAGAGUGGACUUGUCGCCAUGGCUGAGAGCUUCCCAUGUUUGAUGAUCAGAUUCCAUGUGCUCCUUGAUUAAUUUAUGGCUUUCAAUCGACGUUACUAUAUUCACAAAAUCAAGAGAGCAGUUCUGUCCCCAUCAGAGAUUAAAAUACACCCAGAAAGCCAAAACCCCUCUGCCCCCCUCUCUCUCCCCCUUCUCUAUCUCUCACUCCUAUUUGAUUAUGAUGACUAAUCCGCAUUAUGAGUCUCCGGGAUUACACCAAAAGCUCUGAUCUUUACUUGGAAUUUCACUGAUUGAGCUCUCAAGUGCAUGUGGGAGGUGGAGACUGAUGUGGGUUUUGAUGCUUGGCGGGUGGUAUUCCUAAUUCUCGCUGGUAAUCGAGCAGUGCACUUGAAGGGCAUGUGAGUCUUGCUCUGACCUCCACCAGAGAAUGUUGCAGCUUAUCCUGUCCUCCUCUUGCACUGUCCCACUGUACCUUGUUUGCUUGGUUGUCCUGUGGUUUUAGUGGUGAAGCUCCUCGAGUUUGUGCUGUCGGGCAUAGGUGCUGUAAUUGAACUGUGACUGCUGUAGCUGCUGGAGAAAUGGAAUCCGGCUGUAGGAUCUACUCGGAUGAUGAGUUUCGUUUGGACUCGAAAUGGUUGAUCGAUCCGCAGCAUCUCUUCGUUGGACCGAAACUCGGGGAAGGAGCUCAUGCCAAGGUCUAUGAAGGAAAAUAUAAGAACCAGACUGUUGCAAUUAAAAUCGUUCAUAAAGGGGAGACCCCUGAGGACAUUGCCAAGAUAGAAGCUCGAUUCGCGAGGGAGGUUGCGAUGCUUUCGAGAGUUCAACACAAAAACUUAGUCAAGUUUAUCGGUGCUUGCAAGGAGCCGGUGAUGGUGAUAGUUACAGAGCUUUUAUCAGGAGGUACUCUGCGUAAAUAUCUGGUAAAUAUGCGGCCUAGAUGCUUAGAAACUCAUGUUGCGAUUGGUUUUGCACUGGAUAUUGCUCGGGCUAUGGAGUGCCUUCACUCUCAUGGGAUCAUUCACCGCGAUCUAAAACCUGAAAACUUGCUCUUGACGGCAGACCAGAAGACAGUAAAACUAGCAGAUUUCGGCCUGGCAAGAGAGGAGUCGUUGACGGAGAUGAUGACUGCUGAAACUGGAACUUAUCGUUGGAUGGCCCCAGAGUUGUACAGUACCGUUACAUUAAGGCAGGGAGAGAAAAAGCAUUACAACCACAAAGUCGAUGCCUACAGCUUUGCCAUAGUCUUGUGGGAGCUCUUACACAAUAAAUUGCCCUUUGAAGGAAUGUCAAAUCUUCAGGCAGCUUACGCUGCUGCUUUCAAGAAUGUGAGGCCUAGCGCUGACAACCUUCCAGAAGAAUUAGCCAUUAUCCUGACUUCCUGUUGGAAGGAGGACCCAAAUGACCGGCCUAAUUUCAGUCAGAUAAUCCAAAUGCUUCUUAAUUACCUUUACACCAUUGCCCCACCUGAAUCGGCCAUUCCUUCCCGGAUCUUCACUUCUGAGAACCGGGUCCUGGCACCGGAAUCCCCCGGCACAAGCUCUCUGAUGGCAAGGUGCGAUGCCACGGAAGAAACCCAAGGCAAAUCGAAGGGCUUCUUCUCCUGCUUCGACCAAUGUUAUUGAACCCAAAAUCAUAUGUAGGAGUAGGGUAUAUAUAGCUUCUCUCCUUUCUACUGGGUCAAAGAUCUCUACAAGAAAGGUAAUAAAUGGAUUAGAAGUUAAAUUCUGUAGUCUUCUUGUAUACUGUCAAUUAUCAAAGGGAUGGGAUGAAUCUUCUCAAGAGAAGAGAUGGAAUCUGCGCGAUUGAACUUUCACCCGCAAAAGCAAAGCUGAAAUGCCUUGCAAUAUGUUAUUUAUCACCUUGGAUCUCUAAUAUGUCUAGUCUUCCGUUGUUCAUCAAAUACUGGAAUAAAAUGCUAUUCCUUGAAGUUU